AUGGAUCCCACCGGGGACAUGGCUGAAUUUCGCAUCCGCAACUUGAGCCGGACAGAUGCAGGGAACUACAGCUGCCAAUGUGGCGCCCGGGGGGACCCAAACAUCUGGUCAGAGCCCAGCAACCCCGUGGAGUGUCCUGGCUCCCAGGUGGGGAUGUGGAGGGUUCAGGACGUGGCUGAAUUUCGCAUCCGCAACUUGAGCCGGACAGAUGCAGGGAACUACAGCUGCCAAUGUGGCGCCCGGGGGGACCCAAACAUCUGGUCAGAGCCCAGCAACCCUGUGGAGCUGGUGGUGGCAGGGGGAACCAACAUGACUCAGCUGAGAACAGCGCCGCCGUUGACCCACCCAGGCAGCAUGGAGCCAGGCACCAGGCCUGGGGACAGGAGAUCCACAUCGCCACCCCGAGCAACAGGUGGGUGUGAACUGAAUUGGAGUGGCCCCAUCAUCACUGGAAUGAUCGCGGGGAGCCCUGGAUUCCUCCUUCUCCUCCUCCUCCUGGCCUUCAUCUGCUACAGACGCACUCGAGCUAGUGAGUGCCCCAGCGAGCGAAGGGUGAAACCUGCUGCUCAGCAAGGGAAGGAACCAGCUGCGAGACAGAGCAGGGAAUCUGAGGCUGAAGACACAGUGUACGUCCUCAUGGGCCAGCGGAAGCAGCAGGAUGUCCUGCCCCAGGAGCCCGACCCUGAUUCUGAGAGACUCACCUAUGCUGAUCUGGACUCCCAGGAGCUGCAGAUAAA
Messenger RNA from Pelodiscus sinensis (Chinese soft-shelled turtle), 737 nucleotides. Lineage: Eukaryota; Metazoa; Chordata; Testudines; Trionychidae. The record is from RefSeq and is a predicted model, not a curated record.